AUGGCUGUGUCGACCUUGGGAUUAGCAUUCGGUCUCGGUCUCAUCGUUGGCUCAGGGCAAUCAAUUUCAGAGAAGCUUGCUUUCCAGAGCUUCGCCAUCGGUCUCCCUCAAUACGGCGUCCACCUAUUCAACAAGCCAUGGUUCAUGUCACUGAUGAUGUUUUCUGGUAUGUUCCUGGCAUUGCUGGUCUUCUACUUCCGAGCCCUAGCUGUACGCAGGAUGUCCAGCAGAUCGUAUUCAUAUCCAACUCGCAAGACAUGGUUAGCCAUUUUCUUCCCGGCAUGUUUUGAUCUCGUCGGUACAUCCUUCCAAGCUGUUGGUCUGGUCUACACUCCAGUUUCUGUCUUUCAAAUGCUGAAGGGAAGCAUUAUAGUUUUUUCAGCCGCCUUGUCAGUGCUUUUUCUCAAACGUAAAAUGUACCGAAACCACUGGGCUGGCGUCAUCAUCUGUGUAGUCGCUCUCGGUUUGGUCGGGUCUUCCUCGAUUUUCUCGAGGGACUCCCAAGCUGUUAGUUUUUCUGCUGGUGAAGUUAUAACCGGUAUUUGUUUCAUCAUCGGCAGCCAAGUCGUGUGCGCCUCUCAAUACGUCGUNNNNUGGGAUGCCUUUGCGAUGAUGGGCAACUCUAAGAUAGUCCUUGGUGGUGUCCUCGGCUAUGCUUUGAACACUUUCGCCUAUAAUAUCUGCGCUGUUAACGUUACUAACUCUGCCUCUGCUAUCCAUACCACUAUGCUUGAUUCUACUAGGACUAUUCUUAUCUGGCUCUGUUCUGUUAUAAUGUAUUACAUGAGUGACGACCACUCUUUCGGUGAGCCCUUAACGCCGUAUUCGCUCAUCCAACUCGCUGGUUUCGUCCUACUCGUUUACGGUGUGCUCGUCUAUGACAACAUCGUACGCCUUCCAUUCGGGCUUGCCGGUCCCAACAAGGUGAAUCCAACUCGGGCUCCCAUGUCCAUGUCGAUGUCUGCUGGUACUCCUCUCGAACGGAAGCCAUUCGUUAUGGACGACUCGCCCAACUCCAUUCUAUCGUCAAUAUCCAACAGUGCUCGUCCCCAUCGGGUUACAGUCAAAUCCGAAGUCUAUGAGCCGCUAGUUAAUAAUGCCGAUAGACGAGUAUAAUUGAUGUAUUCUGCUCAUCUUCGCUUGACGGUUUUCUCUCUGUUACUUCACAAGUCCUUACGUAUGGACUUCGUCUCGCUAUCCAUACAAAUGUUUUGUUGCUAUUUGCUGUGUGUUGUACGGUUAAGGAUGUGUUUUAUAGUGUAAUUCACAUGAUUGCGUAUCGAUAGUGCGAUAUCCGAUUGUGGUGACGCCUUAUCAGCACU
Messenger RNA from Perkinsus marinus ATCC 50983, 1322 nucleotides. RefSeq lists its product as hypothetical. Gene Ontology annotation, cellular component: membrane. NCBI's taxonomy places the organism in Eukaryota, Perkinsozoa, Perkinsida, Perkinsidae. The transcript is spliced from 4 exons. Bases 1 to 1116 code for a protein of 371 amino acids. The record is from RefSeq and is a predicted model, not a curated record.